UUCUGGGGAAAGGCGCUUCGAGCUUUCAAAGACUCACGACUUCACGACCCUUCUUGUCCGUGUGUGCCUGGAGCGUCGAGAUGAGGACCGUGCGUGUGGUCCUUGGCGCAAGCUGGUCCGCCGACCGCGUGAUCGUCUCUUUAGCGCAGGGCAGAUCCGAGCCGCUGCUGCAACGAUUGCGAUUCAAGAUUCUUGAUUUGAGCCGACUUGCGGACGUCUGAGCGCGGCUCGAGGGGUAGAUAGAUGCUCACGCAGGGCUUGCCCAGCCUAUAAAGCUGACCUCGAUUGCAAUCUCCCUCCCGCUCGUGUUGGUUUGCAGACUGUGACCCGCUUCGCGACUCGUUCCAGGAAAAGUCAAGCAAACAUGUCGGUGCAGACCAUCGCCUUCAAGCAAGCUUUCGGCAGCGACAUCUCGCUGGACUACUAUCCUCCUCCACCUGGCGCUGCUUUGCCCGCUCCAGUCCUCUUCUCGGUCCACGGAGGUGGUGGGUCUGGCGGCGAUAGAAAGGAUGUCAGAUUGUGGUCCUUUGCGCUAGCACGCGCUCGAGGCUACGCCAUUGUAUCUCCCGAUUACAGGCUCAUACCCGAAUGCGAUGCUCCCGCCAUUGCCGAAGACGUCUCUGACGCGUGGAACUUUGUCACUGGCGGGGAACUCAACAAGAAGCUCGGCAAGGAGGAAGUGGAUGUGAAGCGUGCCGUCUUGCUUGGCAUCAGUGCAGGUGGUUGGAGCUCUACCCUCGUCGCCGCCAGAGCGCCAGUGCGCCCAGCUGCCUACAUCAACUUGUACGGCACCUGGUCCCUGCUUGCUGGCGACUGGGGCAAGCCAGCCGUGAAGCCGAUGGUCCUCCCAGGCAUCGACCAAGCCACUCCAUUUUUGCUGCACAUCAUGAGCGAGGCCAAGGCGGGCAGGGGCAAGCCCAAUUUCGGAUCUUAUCUGAACAUCUUUCAAAUGCUUCAAACACCGCGCGAACAAGUAGAGGCGUUGGUGCAAGCCAACGGAAUCAGCUUGGAGGAGUUCAAAGCGUACGGCCUGGACGGCGUCAUGACGCAGGAAGAGAUCAUCCGAAACCUCUUGUGCCCUUACUCGGUCAACACGGGCGUCUUGGAGGCUAUUUGUGAAGGCCCGGAUGGAAGCACGCCAAAUUGGGCAGGGCACCCCAAAGAUCCCACACCGCUCAUCGACGCAAAGUUUCCUCCCACACUGACCUUGCAUGGCACGGGAGACAGCUUGGUGCCAUUCCACGUCUCCGAGACAUUUGACAGCAUCUUGAAAUCUCACGGAGUCAAAAGCGAGCUUGUACCCUAUGCAGACCAAGAUCACAUGUUUGACCUUGCGUGGCACCCUCACCUCCCAGACUUUGCCAAGAUCACGGGCUUCCUAGACUCAGUAGGCGCCUGAGCAGAACAGUACGAGGUUCCCAGUGUCGAUUCCUGUACGCUCUUGUCGCCCCGAUCCCUUCUCACUGCAAGCGGUCUGUCCGCCUGCAAUCCUAGUGCGCGAGGGGCGAGCAUGAUUGGCC
Molecule: messenger RNA, 1520 nt
Organism: Ceraceosorus guamensis
Lineage: Eukaryota; Fungi; Basidiomycota; Exobasidiomycetes; Ceraceosorales; Ceraceosoraceae
Product: alpha/beta-hydrolase
Exons: 4
Coding region: 365-1399 (344 amino acids)
Source: RefSeq, a predicted model, not a curated record